AUGCUCGAAGCAAUGGCUCGUCCAUCUCCUAAAAUACCUGUUUGGCGUUUUGAUACAAAUAGACUUCGUUGGUCAUCUGAACUUCCAACUCCAUAUUCAUAUUCAAAACCAAAAGUACUCAAAUCACUUCGAGUUGUUUCAUACAAUAUUUGGUUUGAUCUACAAUAUCAAAAAACACGCUUUGAACAUCUAUGUCUUAUAUUAAAUCAUUUAAAACCACAUAUUAUAUGUUUACAAGAAAUGACAAUUCCAGUAUUACAAGUAUUAAUUACUCAACCAUGGGUACAAGAUCAAUAUGUAUUAAGUGAUGUUGAUGGAAGAACAUUUGCUAAAACUGGAAAACGUUAUGGUGUAAUAAUGUUACUAGAUAAAUCUUUAAUUGUACGACAAUUAUCAAUAUUUCCAUUUGUAACUAAACAAGGAAGACAAUUAUUAUUUGCUCAAAUAUUAAUUCGGUCAGAAUUAUUUUUAGUUGGAACUGUACAUUUAGAAUCGAUGCCUGAUAAAGAAACUUUUCGAUCACGUCAAUUACAAGUUUGUCAAACUAUAUUUAAUAGAUUUGCAGUAACUCAUCCAAAUGUCACAUGUUUAUUAAUGGGUGAUUUUAAUUUUGCUCCUGAAUGGUUUGAAAAUGCAAAGCAAAUGAAUAUUCUUCGAAAUUGGGCUGAUUUAUGGCCAGCAAUACAUGGUACUGAUGAUCCUGGAGUAACACAUAAAAAUUAUAGAUUUGAUCGAAUUUUAUUUCAAAGUUCACGUGUAAUACCAAAGAAAAUGAAAAUAAUUGGUGAUAAACCUAUUGCUCAAUUUUCAAAAGAAAAAGUAUCUCCUAUUAAAAUACUUAGCAAUUUAUUUUUUCAUAGUACAAAUCCAAAUACAGUAAAUGUAUAUCCAUCAGAUCAUUUUGGUUUAAUGGCUGAUUUCAAUAUUAAACAUAUUUAA
Adineta steineri is the source of this 939-nucleotide messenger RNA. Lineage: Eukaryota; Metazoa; Rotifera; Eurotatoria; Adinetida; Adinetidae. The record is from the annotation of a GenBank genome assembly.